CUUGCAAGGCUUGCAGACAGAGUGAGUACCAGAUAUGGUGUAGGAUAACAGAAACCAGCGGCAAGGAGGGAGUUGAAGGUAUUGAAAGUGUCAGCCAGAGCAGUCACCGUGGAUCGUGGAAAGUGGAGGUGGAGGGCACCAUGCAGAAUGAGCAGGGCCCAUCAGCCUCUAGUGAAGGCAUUACAACUCCCAGUAUCACCAGUGUGGCAGCCAGUAUUGUCACUACUACCAGCAUGGGGAGCCCUACUGUGUCCCAAAUCUCAGUCUAUGGAGGGAUUCCUGACAGACAAACUGUUCAGGUGAUCCAGCAGGCCCUGCACAGGCAGCCCAGUACUGCAGCUCAGUACCUGCAGCAGAUGUACGCAGCCCAGCAGCAACACCUCAUGCUGCAAACAGCAGCCCAGCAGCAACACCUCAUGCUGCAAACAGCAGCCCAGCAGCAACACCUCAUGCUGCAAACAGCAGCCCAGCAGCAACACCUCAUGCUGCAAACAGCAGCCCAGCAGCAACACCUGAGCAGUGCUCAGCUCCAGAGUCUAGCAGCAGUGCAGCAGGCAAGCAUGAUGGCCGGAAGACAGAGCUCCAAUGAAAAUAGUAACACAACUCAACAGACAGGAAUCGCACAGACCACUAUCAACCUGGCCACACCUACAACAUCAGCCCAGCUAAUCAACAGAGCCCAGUGUGUUAGCUCCGCCCCCACGUCCAUCCCUCGGCAAGCAGUGCUCUUGGGUAAUGCCUGCAGCCAGGCCCUAACAGCAAGCCAGGCUCAGAUGUAUCUGCGGGCUCAGAUGCUUAUUUUCACCCCAAGUGCAGCUGUUACUGCUGUCCAGUCUGAGGCUUCAGCCCAGUUUUCCAACCGACCGUCUGCUUGUGCACAGGUCCAGAACCUUGACAUCCACAGCCAGCAGGGGACUCUCUCAACCUGCCCCUCCACCCUCACCUCCUCCUCCACUUCCUCCUCCUGUGCUCAACUCCAGGGCCUGUGUCUAAAGCAAACCUCUACAGGGUCUCAGCUCUCCCUACCGGCUGCCCACUUCAGGAGCCCUGCCCAAGGGCCGGGACAAAGGGCGAGUCCCCAGGGUGUCUCCUCAGGCGGAGGGCAGAAAGCAGAGGGUCCACUGGAGCUGACACACCUGGUGAGCGUGAGCCGCAGUUUGACGGCUGUUAGUAGCCAUCCCCUCAUCAGCCCAGCAUAUACCCAGAUCCAGACUCACCAACUACUUCAACAGCAUAAGCAACAGCAGUUUGUGAUCCAGCAGCAGCAACAGUCUCAUCCACCCCAGAGGAGCCAGGCCGCAGUGCUUCACACAACGUCCCUUAAUACCCACACACAGGGCCAGACGGUGCAAGACCUGGCUAUCCAUCUCCAGGGUCAGACCCAUUCCAGACAAGGUCCAGUCCCUGUGCUUCCAAAAAUACCUGUCCCCAGCCAGCAGACCACUAUCUUCCAUGCAACUGUUACCCCUAAGGUGCUAGCCCAUAAUGGUUCAACCCAAACCCAGAAUGGAUCAUCUUGUACCCAGAAUGACAGCAGACCCACCCCUUCCCAGAGCCAGGCUGGUCAGCCUAGUGCCAAACCUCUGCAGCAGGCUGCAGUCAAUCUUCAGAUCGAGCCACAAUAUCCAAUCCAGGACAGUGCCAAUAAAGUGAUGUCCAAACUUGAGCUAGCCAUGGACCACAGCUCAACUCCAUUUAACCAGCAGCUAACCAUGAAAUCUAGUCAGGAGGGCACCACUAGAGAACUUGGUCCAGAUACCCUGAGCAAACCAAUCAUUCACCCUGAAGCAGAUAAGGGGGGCGUCGAGAGGCUGAAUGCGAAACCACCAGGUGCGUGCUCAGCCCCAGUCAUGACAUCGGGGAAUGGGAACAAUGCGCCCACGGUGACUGGCAGCACCCCACAGAAUGGCGAGAGCAAACCCCCCCAGGCCAUAGUCAAGCCUCAGAUCCUAACCCACGUUAUAGAAGGAUUCGUUAUCCAGGAAGGAGCCGAGCCUUUCCCUGUGGAACGUCCCUCGUUUCUGAUCGAGAACCUGAAGAAGCAGAAGCUGACCCACAUCAAUACCACAGACUCUGAGAUGGAGGACCUGUCUCAGCAAGAUCUGAAGCAGCAGCAGCAGGAAGAGCCCAUGCUGACCUGUGAGCUGUGUGGCAGAGUUGACUUUGCCUACAUCUUCAAGAGGUCCAAGAGGUUCUGCUCCACAGUGUGUGCCAAAAGGUACAACGUGGGGUGCACAAAGAGAGUGGGCCUGUUUCCCAAUCGAAAUACCACAAUGGAGAAACUAAAGAAACAGAGGGCAUCCAAUGGAAACAACCAGAAUACCAGCUUGGAGUCCAAAAAACAGACUACUGCUGCCAAGCAACCAGCUGGUGGCUCUUUGUCGUCUGUCCAUGCCGGUCAGGGGGAGUCCGGCCAUUUCUCAGACAUGUCAAGUUAUGACGGUCCUCCUUCUCCACUGUCUGCUGCCAGCUCUGGUACCCUGCGGGUGCAGACGGGCAGAGGGCCUGAGCGCUUAGAGAGUUGUGGGAGACAGCUGCCCCUCCUCUCCCAACACUUCCUGCCCAGUGACCCUGGAAAGUGGAACGUAGAACAUGUGUAUGAGUUCAUCUGCUCACUGCCAGGUUGCUUGGAGAUUGCUGAAGAGUUCCGUUCUCAGGAAAUCGAUGGCCAAGCCUUAUUGCUGCUGAAAGAGGACCACUUAAUGGGGACCAUGAACAUCAAAUUGGGACCAGCGCUCAAGAUCUUCGCUCAAAUCAGCAUGCUCAGAGACUCGUAGCCACCUCCUCGUUAGGCCAGCUCUUUCUUGGCAGAAAGAACAUGGUACUGGCCAGGAUUCCAAAAACAGACCUCUGACAGCUAAACCCUAAAUAUGCUGGGCGGUUGUGUAAGACUAGCGCACCACUAGUCCAUAGCACAUGUGUGGCACAGUGAAGAUGAGUCCAUAGAAUGUCUUUGCUUCAAGUCGAUGGACAGCCUCUACUGUUUAAGUAACUUCAUUUUAUCACUGUGGAUGAAAACUGGGUAGCAUGAACAAGCUACACCCCAAAUGGACACAAAGGUGUGACAAGUCUUUUACCAAUAGUUAGGUCAGUUUUUUACCAAAUGUGAGCUUAAUAAAUAAAGGUGGUCACAUGUGAUUCUCCAUUUGCUCACCACAAGGUAUGGCACAGAGUAAUAGUGCAGCCACUGUCUGCCUUGCUGGCGUAGCAACAUACUUUUAACAGCUAAGCUCACUUUAGCAUUGGAUUUUGCCAAGUUCGUAAACCUGUACGCCUAUUCAAAAACUUGGAAUUCCCAUCGGACUGCUGACAUUUCACCAAGCAUUGCUCUUCCAGCCAAGAUCUUGAUCAGUUUUUAACGUUAUAUUAUACAGUUUGGGGAACUAUGAAACACUGAGUAUUCUUUUCUUUUUUCCGAUUGUAUGUGUGCCAUGUGUGUCACAUACUAUUAUCGCAUCGGUUGGGCUGUGAAAGGUCAGUGACAACCAAGGUCAGAGUUCAAGUGUAUGGACUUUGAGUGCAGUGCUUUGUGGCAAGUUCGUGCAGUGUGCUGCACCACUGGUAGCUUCUGCAUGGGCUCCACUGCUCUUCCAUACGAAAACAAUGGCACAGCCAGCGCAGAGCGCUUUCAAUCCUGAUCAUGUGUCACCAGCUUUAGAAUUACUCAUUUGUCUCUUGGGGGACAGUAUUUAGGUUCAUACACAAUAUUUGGAUUUGUAUCUGGAUUCUGGAUGAAAUAUUCAGAAAAGAAGCACAAGAUGCCUUUGUUCAUAUUUUGUCUUUGUUGAAUGUAACAGACACUCUAGUGGUGCUUGUAGUACAAUACAUGUAAUGUGUGAGGUUAGAUUUGAUAUUAGAUCUAGUCUUGUGAUGGUUAUCUAAACCAUGAAUGCCUGUUCAUUAAACCAUAUCUACCACCAAAAAUACCCCUUCCGUGAAAUCAAAUGUUUCAUCCUGUUGAUCCAUGAAAUUUAAAUUUUGUACACAUUUCUGAAAAUAAUACGUUGGCAUAUGCACAGACUGUUGUAAUAAAAUGAUGUACAAAGCAGAUAGAAUAAGAUGAAUAGUAUUGAAAACACUGUAUCAGGGGUCUGUAGAGGAUAGUCACUUACUUGGUCAGAACAAGUUUGACUGUAUUCAAUAAAAGUAGGAAAUGAAUGUUUGCCAGAAUUUUAUACAUUCAUCAGUGUCACAUGAACAUGUGACAUAAUCAAAGCAAAACUAAAUCCAUAAUCAAGUGAUCAGUUUGCCCCCCUCACCCAUUAUGGGUGAAUAUCUUUUUAG
This is a messenger RNA of Hypomesus transpacificus, 4284 nucleotides long. It is a transcript of the gene phc2a, whose product is annotated as polyhomeotic homolog 2a (Drosophila). Lineage: Eukaryota; Metazoa; Chordata; Actinopteri; Osmeriformes; Osmeridae. Bases 141 to 2777 code for a protein of 878 amino acids. Gene Ontology annotation, cellular component: nucleus; PRC1 complex. Gene Ontology annotation, molecular function: protein binding; zinc ion binding. The record is from RefSeq and is a predicted model, not a curated record. The transcript is spliced from 15 exons.